Gossypium raimondii (Peruvian cotton) is the source of this 1960-nucleotide messenger RNA. Its product is annotated as lycopene epsilon cyclase, chloroplastic. Lineage: Eukaryota; Viridiplantae; Streptophyta; Magnoliopsida; Malvales; Malvaceae. Gene Ontology annotation, biological process: carotenoid biosynthetic process. The coding region runs from base 130 to 1737 and encodes 535 amino acids. The transcript has 11 exons. Gene Ontology annotation, molecular function: oxidoreductase activity, acting on paired donors, with incorporation or reduction of molecular oxygen. The record is from RefSeq and is a predicted model, not a curated record.
UGUAAGAAAAAUGGUAAAAAAAUUUCUUCAGAAGAAGCAACAAAGCAAACAUAACAAAAAGCCAAAUUUUUAGUUUCAAAAUCCAAACUCGGUUGCAUUGAAAGAAACAAUAUACAUGCCUUUUAUUCUAUGUGUUUAUUAGUUUCGAAGGUGAUAACAAUGGAGUGUGUCGGAGCUCGGAACUUCGCGGCAAUGGCGGUUCCUACACGUGCCUUUUGGAAAGCAAAUCUGAUGAGGACUAAAACAGCGAUUCCAAGUCAUAAUCGGCUUAUUUCCUUAAAGGUGAGAGCUAGUGGAGCAAGGAGCGAGAGUUGCGUUGCGGUUAAAGAAGAUUUCGCCGACGAAGAAGAUUUCAUAAAGGCCGGUGGCUCUGAGAUUCUCUUUGUUCAAAUGCAACAAAAUAAAGAAAUGGAUAAACAGUCGAAAUUAGCGGAUAAGUUACCGCCCAUAUCAACUGGGGAAAACGUAUUGGACCUGGUAGUUAUUGGUUGUGGUCCGGCUGGUCUUGCUCUUGCUGCAGAGUCUGCUAAGUUGGGUUUAAAUGUUGGACUAAUUGGCCCUGAUCUUCCUUUUACCAAUAAUUAUGGAGUAUGGGAAGAUGAGUUUAAAGAUCUUGGCCUUGAAAGAUGUAUUGAGCAUGUUUGGCGGGACACCAUAGUAUACCUUGAUGAUGAUAAGCCUAUUAUGAUUGGUCGUGCUUAUGGACGUGUUAGUCGAUACUUGCUCCAUGAGGAGUUGUUGAGGAGGUGUAUCGAGUCCGGUGUAAUGUAUCUUAACUCGAAGGUAGAGACGAUUGUUGAAGCUACCGAUGGUCAUAAUCUUGUAGUUUGUGAACACAAUCGUGUCGUUCCUUGCUGGCUUGCUACUGUUGCUUCAGGAGCAGCUUCAGGUAAACUGUUGCAAUAUGAGGUAGGGGGUCCAAGGGUCUCUGUUCAAACAGCUUAUGGCGUCGAGGUUGAGGUGGAGAACAAUCCUUAUGAUCCAAGCCUGAUGGUUUUCAUGGAUUACAGAGACUAUGCUAAACAAGAAGUUCAAUCUUUAGAAGCACAAUAUCCAACAUUUCUUUAUGCCAUGCCCAUGUCUUCAACAAGAGUUUUUUUUGAGGAAACUUGUUUGGCCUCAAAAGAUGCCAUGCCUUUUGAUUUAUUAAAGAAGAAGCUCAUGUCAAGGUUAGAGAGCAUGGGAAUCCGGAUUUUAAAAGUUUAUGAAGAGGAGUGGUCUUACAUCCCAGUUGGUGGUUCCUUGCCAAACACAGAGCAGAAGAACCUUGCAUUUGGUGCUGCAGCAAGCAUGGUGCAUCCAGCUACUGGUUAUUCGGUUGUCAGAUCAUUGUCAGAGGCUCCAAAUUAUGCUUCUGUAAUUGCAAAUAUCCUAAAGAAGGAUAAUUCUAAUGGCUUGCUUACCAGUGAAAGAAAUAAUGGGAAUAUCUCAAUGCAAGCUUGGGAUACUCUUUGGCCACAAGAAAGGAAACGCCAGAGGUCAUUCUUUCUCUUUGGGCUAGCACUCAUACUGCAACUAGAUAUUGAAGGCAUUCGAACAUUCUUCCAUACAUUCUUCCGUUUGCCAAGUUGGAUGUGGCAAGGAUUUCUUGGUUCUAAUCUUUCCUCUGCCGAUCUCAUUCUGUUUGCCUUUUAUAUGUUUGUCAUAGCACCAAACGAUAUGAGAAUGUCCCUUGUCAGGCACUUAAUCUCAGAUCCAACUGGAGCAACUAUGAUAAGAACAUAUCUCACAAUAUAGAUGGUAUCUUUUGUAUUUCCUCCCUUGUUUGGUUGUAUUUUUCAAUUGCUUUUCAAGCAAUAUUAUGAGGAGCCUAUCUACCAUGAAAAUAAGUAGGCAUUGUAUAUUCAAAUGUUUGCAUGUAAAUCUUCUUUAGUUAAAUAUGGUGCGUAUUUUUCUUCCAAAUUUUGAGCCUAUGAUUAUGUACAUAUUUUUUGACCAAAUAAACACGAGUUGCGUUUAA